Molecule: messenger RNA, 1994 nt
Organism: Lotus japonicus
Lineage: Eukaryota; Viridiplantae; Streptophyta; Magnoliopsida; Fabales; Fabaceae
Exons: 4
Coding region: 372-1652 (426 amino acids)
Source: RefSeq, a predicted model, not a curated record
UGUUUAUGUCACUGGCUCAGGUCCCCUACCCCAAAAAAGUCCCAAACAAUUGCGGAGGAAGAAACUAGAAAAGUUGUUCCAGAAAGAGAGAGAAAAUUCCACAAAACAAAAGAGCGAGAAGAGAAGCGGUCAUCGCAAUAACCAAAGAAAUAGUCGAAGUUGAUUCUUCGGGAACAGGUUAGGUUUGUUUCUGUGUUACAUUAAACAAACAGAGAGACGCGUGGUGUUGUUUGUUGACAGAACAGAACAGUCAUCCAACGUUAACAGUCAUCACAUUUUGGACGCGCUAUGCUUCCCGCCGCUCUUCUUCUUCCCGCUUAGACCUAUCUAUCCCUUUCCCUUUCUUCUCUACGUACGCACACGCAGAUAAUAUGCCGACUUUUACUGCCAUAGCAUUGGAUACCUUGUUAGAGCCUGGACCUUCCAAGCCCGUUUCACCUUCAAUGCCUGUUCCGGAAUUUCACAAGCUAGAGAGGACUACUAGUGCACCGAAAAGUAAGGCUCCUCGUCCGCGAUUGAAGCCAGCACUUUAUGCCACCCCUGAGGUGAAGCCGCUUCAAGAUGCAACUUCUUCGUCGUUCCCUCCUUCGCCGUACAUUGUCAACCACAAAUGCCGGGGGCCGCGAUUGCUCAAGAGUUCUUCCGAGGCUAGUGUACUGUCCCAUCAGAAUGUUAAUGGCGAUCAAAAGGUUAAUGAUAAGGAGUUAGAAAAUGUGGUGUCAAGUUCGGCUGGUGACCUUCAAGUCACUUUUACAAAACCUGAACUUGAAGACAAGCAGGUGAAUGGUGUCUGUGGUGGUGAACUUGAUAGAAGCAAUGGACACAGAGAACCUGAAAACGGUAGCUUGACGGAUGUUUUACUCAGGGAAAAGGCACUGGCAUUGAAUUCGGAAAGAGAUAGAGAGAUUGAAGACUUCUUUGACACACAAGAUUCGUUGAGUUUCACAAGUAAUACAGAUGGAGAGGAUAAUGCAGGGACAGAACUGUCUAUGAAAUUCAGCAGUCCUGGAGGGGAGUUUUAUGAUGCUUGGGAAGAACUAUCUUCCAAAGGCACGCCUCAAAAAUCUACUACAUAUGAUGUUGAAGCUGAAUUGCGUGAAAUGAGGUUGAGUCUAUUGAUGGAGAUAGAGAAGCGGAAGCAAGCUGAAGAAUCCCUGAAUAACUUCAGAAACCAAUGGGAGAGUGUUAGGCAAGGGUUAUGUCAGGCAGGAAUUAUUUUGCCUUCAGAUCUUAGUGUUGUUGCUGAAGGCGAGCAGCCUAAUCAUGACCCUGUGCAAGAUCUUUGUCAACAGAUUUAUGUUGCUAGGUUCAUAUCAAAUAUUGUCGGGAGAGGAACUGUCAGGGCUGAGGUAGAGAAGGAGAUGGAAGCCCAACUUGAGUCCAAGAAUUUUGAGAUCACUCGGCUCUUGGAACGACUCCGCUGUUAUGAGACCAUGAACCGGGAGAUGUCUCAGAGAAACCAGGAGGCAGUAGAGAUGGCACGGCGGGAGAGGCAAAGAAAAAGUAGGAGACAAAGAUGGAUUUGGGGCUCCCUUACGACUGUGAUUGCACUUAGUACUGCAGCAAUAGCAUGGUCUUAUCUCCCAACAGGUAACGGAUCAUCCUCUGCAGACGAUCAUCUGGUUCCCGAACAUGAAGAUGCAGCUAAGUAGUUUACUCUAUACCACUAACUGUAACUCAGUAGGAGAGGUCGAGAGGAAAAUAAAAGUUCUACAGGCCACUUUGUGGUAAACUUCAAUCUUGAUCAGUUGCAAUUUUCAGGCAUUUAAGUGUUUGUUCAUAAUUUAGCUAUUUAAAGAAUCCGCGGCCUUCCACUUGAAAUCUUGGUGAGUAGUUCAAUGAGGUGUUUUGGUCCGCAUUGUAGAGAAAUAUUCCGUUCCUACCUGUGCACAUUUGUCCAAGCUGUGUCACUUGGAAAUUUUGAGUACUUACAUAUAUGUUUGUCCAAUUUGAUACAUUUGGCUCAGUGCACUUAUAGUAGAUUGUUUCAUCAA